AUGGUGAUGAAAAGGCUAGGAUUCCGCGACAAAGGAUUCGAGGAAAAUGAGGAGAAAAUUGUUGAGGAGGAUAAGUUUCAUAGUUUGUUUGUGGAGGAAGAGCCAAGUUUAGAGGAAAUAUGGGAGACUUUUAAUGUGUUUGAUGAAAAUAAAGAUGGGUUUAUUGAUGGUUUGGAACUAGGAAGAGUUCUUUGUAGUUUAAGAUUUCUCAAGGAAGGAUUAGAUGUUGAAAGGUGUAAGAAGAUGAUCAAUUGUUUUGAUAGAAAUAAGGAUGGAUUACUUGAUUUUAUAGACUUUCUUGAGUUUAUGCAGAUUAGUCUACGUUAA
Molecule: messenger RNA, 327 nt
Organism: Beta vulgaris subsp. vulgaris (sugar beet)
Lineage: Eukaryota; Viridiplantae; Streptophyta; Magnoliopsida; Caryophyllales; Amaranthaceae
Product: probable calcium-binding protein CML46
Exons: 1
Coding region: 1-327 (108 amino acids)
Molecular function (GO): calcium ion binding
Source: RefSeq, a predicted model, not a curated record